AUGUUCCAACGCUUUGUGUCUAUCGUCGUUUUAGCCAGUUUUGUUCUCAGUUGGGCGGGCAUCACGCGGGGGAUUAGCCUGAGGAGGACGACGAGAAGUCGCGGUGUUUCUUUUACGCCUCUCAAUGUUGGCCCGAAGAAACGGAGGAAAGAGUUGGUUGGGUUAGUUUAG
Laccaria bicolor S238N-H82 is the source of this 171-nucleotide messenger RNA. RefSeq lists its product as uncharacterized. The record is from RefSeq and is a predicted model, not a curated record. The transcript has a single exon. The coding region runs from base 1 to 171 and encodes 56 amino acids. NCBI's taxonomy places the organism in Eukaryota, Fungi, Basidiomycota, Agaricomycetes, Agaricales, Hydnangiaceae.